Molecule: messenger RNA, 3144 nt
Organism: Oncorhynchus masou masou (cherry salmon)
Lineage: Eukaryota; Metazoa; Chordata; Actinopteri; Salmoniformes; Salmonidae
Product: enoyl-CoA hydratase domain-containing protein 3, mitochondrial-like
Exons: 6
Coding region: 48-935 (295 amino acids)
Cellular component (GO): mitochondrion
Molecular function (GO): hydro-lyase activity
Source: RefSeq, a predicted model, not a curated record
GUUGGUGUUCAUCCUAUGACCCAAAUGUUGAUGCAAGCAGUCAAAACAUGGCUAGAAAUUUGUUUUACCGUGCUGCUAAUAUUGUCCAACUCAGCAGGUUUACAUUUCUAGUUGGGUCAAAGUCACUUUGUACGCAAAUUCCAGCGGAGCCAUUGACUGUCAGACAGCAAAACAAUGGAAUAAGGAGCAUAACCUUGAACAACCCGAAGAAGAGGAAUGCCCUGUCUCUGUCCAUGCUGGAAUCACUAAGAGGCAACAUCCUGGCUGACAUCGACGACCUCAGAGUCAUUGUCAUAUCAGCUAAGGGUCCAGUGUUCUCCUCUGGGCAUGACCUGAAGGAGCUGACAUCAGCACAGGGCAGAGAUUACCACUUCAAGGUGUUUCAGGCCUGCUCAGAGGUUAUGACCCUGAUACAAGACAUUCCUGUGCCUGUGAUUGCCAUGGUGAAUGGGGUUGCCACAGCAGCAGGAUGCCAGCUUGUUGCCAGUUGUGACAUUGCCGUGGUGACGGAGAAGUCCACCUUCGCCACGCCAGGGGUCAACGUGGGUCUGUUCUGCUCAACACCAGCCGUGGCAAUAGGAAGAGCUGUCCCCAAGAAGGUUGCCAUGGAGAUGCUGUUCACAGGAAGCCCGAUCUCAGCUCAGGAUGCUUUGAUGCACGGGCUGGUCAGUAAGGUGGUUCCUGAGGAGCGUCUAGAGGAGGAGACGUUAGCCAUCGCACGGCGGGUCUGUCAGGCCAGCCGGCCCGUUGUAGCCCUUGGCAAGGCCACCUUCCACAGACAGAUGGCCCAGGGUCGGGAUGCGGCCUACGCUAUAGCCUCUCGUGUCAUGGUGGAUAACCUGGCUCUCAGAGACGGACAGGAGGGGAUACGGGCUUUCAUAGAGAAACGGAAGCCUGUAUGGACAAACAAAGCAGAGAAGGCCCAAGAUGAGUGAUAUCUGCUGGGCUGGCCUACCAUGGCCUGUGAAGGGUCAGCAGCCUCUGGGCUGGAGAGGGAGCCUGUGGAUGGUUGAGGUGUUAAACUUGCCCCCAGUUGGACCUGAACCCAUCACAGAACACAGAAGUGCUCGAGGAGGACAUUUGGAAAUUAAAUCCCCGUUGAUUAUUGUUGUGAUCUGCUGAAGGGAUACUGCAGGGCUGUCUUCAUGUAUGCCCUUAGGAGGGGGUGAGGUGAAGGUUUUAGGAAAGGUAGAUAUAGUGGGGCAAGAAAGUAUUUAGUCAGCCACCAAUUGUGCAAGUUCUCCCACUUAAAAAGAUGAGAGAGGCCUGUAAUUUUCAUCAUAGGUACACUUCAACUAUGACAGACAAAAUUAGGAAAAGAAAUCCAGAAAAUCACAUUGUAGGAUUUUUAAUGAAUUUAUUUGCAAAUUAAGGUGGAAAAUAAGUAUUUGGUCAAUAACAAAAGUUUAAUUGUUGGCAAUGACAGAGGUCAAACGUUUUCUGUACGUCUUCACAAAGUUUUCACACACUGUUGCUGGUAUUUUGGCCCAUUCCUCCAUGCAGAUCUCCUCUAGAGCAGUGAUGUUUUGGGGCUGUUGCUGGGCAACACGGACUUUCAACUCCCUCAAAACAUUUUCUAUGGGGUUGAGAUCUGGAGACUGGCUAGGCCACUCCAGGACCUUGAAAUGCUUCUUACGAAGCCACUCCUUCGUUGCCCGGGCGGUGUGUUUGGGAUCAUUGUCAUGCUGAAAGACCCAGCCACGUUUCAUCUUCAAUGCCCUUGCUGAUGGAAGGAGGUUUUCACUCAAAAUCUCACGAUACAUGGCCCCAUUCAUUCUUUCAUUUACACGGAUCAGUCGUCCUGAUCCCUUUGCAGAAAAACAGCCCCAAAGCAUGAUGUUUCCACUACUGCUUCACAGUAGGUAUGGUGUUCUUUGGAUGCAACUCAGCAUUCUUUGUCCUCCAAACACGACGAGUUGAGUUUUUACCAAAAAGUUAUAUUCUGGUUUCAUCUGACCAUAUGACAUUCUCCCAAUCUUCUUCUGGAUCAUCCAAAUGCUCUCUUGCAAACUUCAGACGGGCCUGGACAUGUACUGGCUUAAGCAGAGGGACACGUCUGGCACUGCAGGAUUUAAGUCCCUGGCGGGUUAGUGUGUUACUGAUGAUAGGCUUUGUUACUUUGGUCCCAGCUCUCUGCAGGUCAUUCACUAGGUCCCCCGUGUGGUUCUGGGAUUUUUGCUCACCGUUCUUGUGAACAUUUUGACCCCACGGGGUGAGAUCUUGCGUGGAGCCCCAGAUCGAGGGAGAUUAUCAGUGGUCUUGUAUGUCUUCCAUUUCCUAAUAAUUGCUCCCACAGUUGAUUUCUUCAAACCAAGCUGCUUACCUAUUGCAGAUUCAGUCAUCCCAGCCUGGUGCAGGUCUACAAUUUUGUUUCUGGUGUCCUUUGACAGCUCUUUGGUCUUGGCCAUAGUGGAGUUUGGAGUGUGACUGUUUGAGGUUGUGGACGGGUGUCUUUUAUACUGAUAACAAGUUCAAACAGGUGCCAUACAGGUAACGAGUGGAGGACAGAGGAGCCUCUUAAAGAAGAGGUACAGGUCUGUGAGAGCCAGAAAUCUUGCUUGUUUGUAGGUGACCAAAUACUUAAUUUCCACCAUAAUUUGCAAAUAAAUUCAUUAGAAAUCCUACAAUGUGAUUUUCUGGAUUUUUUUCUCUCAUUUUGUCUGUCAUAGUUGAAGUGUACCUAUGAUGAAAAUGACAGGCCUCAUCUUUUUAAGUGGGAGAACUUGCACAAUUGGUGGCUGACUAAAUACUUUUUUGCCCCACUGUACUUGAGAUGCACCAAUGGUCAAGGGACUCACAGAGGACAUGGAUUGGGCACUUCUUGUGACAGAAUGUAAAUGUUUAAAGGGGCAUUCUGCAGUUGAAACAAUUACAAAGCUGCUACUGAUUUGGUAAAAAGCUGAUGGGAUGGGACUGGAGAAAUGUAACUACUCUAAAAUUCAUAGACAGAGCUAUGGAUGCAAGGACUGACCAUCCAUGAGAUACAAAUUAUAUGUUUUGAGGCUAUACAUUGUUUACAAAUGUGUAAAACAAGCUUAUAUUUGUGUUUCUGAUGGUAAUAAGUCAUGAACUUAAGCUCAUGAGGAAUGUAUUAAGUUUUAUUCUUCAAAAAUCAAUGGGUAUAUAAAGUGCAUUCGGAAAGUG